AUGAGUGAAUUUAAGAAUUAUCAAAAUAGUAAGACACUUAUAAUACAAACCAUAGGCAACAUUAUAAAAUAUGAUCUAAAAGAGGAUUACAUUUUCAUACAAAAGCUAAUUCAUCCAAUGGGGUUUAUUGAAUGUGUGUUUCUGAGAUUGGAAAUCAUAAAAUAACCAAUAAUAAUAAUUAGAACUAGUCAUUGA
Paramecium octaurelia is the source of this 195-nucleotide messenger RNA. The record is from the annotation of a GenBank genome assembly. Lineage: Eukaryota; Ciliophora; Oligohymenophorea; Peniculida; Parameciidae.